Messenger RNA from Aegilops tauschii subsp. strangulata, 606 nucleotides. The record is from RefSeq and is a predicted model, not a curated record. Lineage: Eukaryota; Viridiplantae; Streptophyta; Magnoliopsida; Poales; Poaceae.
AUGCUUAACUGCAAGCCGGCGCCCACCCCCGUCGACUCGAAGGCGAAGGUCUCUGCUCUCGAGGGGUCUCUUGCGUCCGAUGGAGCGUGUUAUCGCUCUAUUGUCGGUGCUUUACAGUACCUGACGCUGACUCGCCCCGACCUGCAGUACACUGUCCAGCAGGUGUGCCUCCAUAUGCACGCCCCGCGUGACUCUCACUGGACUCUGGUGAAGCGUAUUCUCCAUUACAUACGCGGCACCAUGUCCUUGGGACUCACCCUGACGGCCUCCGCUUCCACCGACCUCGUGGCCUACUCGGAUGCCGACUGGGCUGGCUGCCCCGACACGCGACGCUCUACGUCAGGCUACUGCGUCUACCUUGGGCCCUCGUUGAUCUCUUGGUCAUCGAAGCGGCAGCCCACGGUCUCCCGCUCCAGCGCCGAGGCAGAGUAUCGCGCUGUGGCUAAUGUCAUGGCCAAGUGCUCUUGGAUACGUCAGCUGCUCCAGGAGUUGCUUUGUGAUGUUCACAAGGCCACUCUUGUCUACUGCGAUAACGUCAGCGCGGUCUACCUCUCCGCCAACCCGGAAACUCCUCAAUCCAACAUGGGGUGUAUGGAAAGGAAUUGA